AUGAACGAUCAGAUAUCAGGAGGUGAUGACAAAGUUUCUCUCAAAUUUAAAAUCACACGCCUGUCUGCCUACUUCACUGUUCCUAUCUUAAUAUGUCCAUUAUCUAUCUAUCUAUCUAUCUAUCUAUCUAUCUAUCUAUCUAUCUAUCUAUCUAUCUAUCUCUCCCUCCCCCUCUCUCUCUCUAUAUAUAUAUAUAUAUAUAUAUACAUGUUACUAUUCAUAUCUAAUUCUAUUCAUAUCUAUCUAUCUAUCUAUCUAUCUAUGCAAUUCUGUUCAUAUCUUCAUUAUCUAUCUAUCUAUCUAUCUAUCUAUAAUAGAAUAGGAUGUAGUAUUUUGGGGCAACAUUUUCACAUUUAUUCACAGAUCAUAUCUAUCUAUCUAUGUAUCUAUUUGGGAGUUUAUAUCUAUCUAUCUAUCUAUCUAUCUAUCUAUCUAUCCAUUUUAGAUUUUAUAUCUAUGUAUCUAUCUAUGCAUCCAUUAGACACUUUAAUCUUUCUUUCUUUCUUUAUUUCUUUCUUUCUUUAUUUCUUUCUUUCUUUUUUUAUUUCUUACUUUCUUUCUUUCUUUAUUUAUUUCUUUCUUUAUUUCUGUCUUUAUUUCUUUAUUUCUUUCUUUAUUUAUUUAUUUAUUACUUUCUUUCUUUCUUUCUUUAUUUUUUUAUUUCUUUCUUUCGUUAUUUCUUUCUUUCUUUCUUUCUUUCUUUCUUUCUUUCUUUCUUUCUUUCUUUCUUUCUUUCUUUCUUUCUUUCUCACUACACCGCUAUCCAUUACGCCACCGCAUCUAUCUAUCUAUCUAUCUAUCUAUCUAUCUAUCUAUCUAUCUAUCUAUCUAUCUAUCUAUCUAUCUAUUUAUUAA
This is a messenger RNA of Acanthosepion pharaonis, 855 nucleotides long. NCBI's taxonomy places the organism in Eukaryota, Metazoa, Mollusca, Cephalopoda, Sepiida, Sepiidae. The record is from the annotation of a GenBank genome assembly.